CGCUUCCGGGAGCCGGACGCUUGGCUCGUCCGGUGGCAGCCGAGCUGGACCAGCCGCCUGGAGUGUCCGUCGCGCUGGGGCCCUGGGCUCGGCAUCCGAGGCGCGCGAGGGCGCGAGGCGUGAGGGCUCCUUGUUGAGAGCCGGGAGUGGGGCUCCCCGCUCCCCGUUGCCAAGCCAGCACGAACGAAGGUCACCGCUGUCGUGACCGCGGCUCCCGAGCGUUUCUCUCCCACCGGGUGGGGCGCCCGUGCGCGCGGACGGACGACCCCGUGCCGCCUCACGAGGGGUGGAAGCGUCUCCUGAGGCCAGGACGCCGGGUUCAGCCUUCCUCGCCCCUCCCCGCCUCCAGGGCCGCGGCACCGCCCCACGCGCGGGGUUCCGCUGGGAGUUGUUUGCUGACUGCCCCGCGGGGAGUGGACGCUGCAGGGCUCUUUGCUCUGCGCUGACGCGGUUCAAAUACCUGCAACACUUUUCUACGCAGGGCGGCCUCUAUGAAUGCUUAUUUGUGGAUUUAGUGAAUGAAUAAGAGUAGUUCCUGUGGUCCCAGGCCCUCCGUCUGGCGAGGCUCUUCGCAGGAUUUGCCGUUGACCCCCCCAUCUAGCCCUGUGCCCGAGAGCGCCGUCAGCGGCCUCCGGGCGACGCGGCCGCAGAAGCCGGGCAGGAUGGCUGCGGACGCCCGGGAGUCGGCUGGCCGGUCCCUGCACCCCGGGUGCGGUCAGCAGCGGCCUGCGGCGGUGACGGUGGAGCUGGAGGACGCCAGCCCCGGCAGCCAGGGUGUCCGCCUGCUGGACGACCAGCCGCCGGCCUGGGAGGGCUUCAGGCGGCGCUUCCGGGGCUUCCGCUACCCAGAGGCCGAGGGGCCCCGCGAGGCGCUGCGCCGGCUCCGCGAGCUGUGCCGCCAGUGGCUGCGGCCCGAGACGCACAGCAAGGAGCAGAUCCUGGAGCUGCUGGUGCUGGAGCAGUUCCUGACCAUCCUGCCCGCCGGGCUCCAGGCCCGGGUGCGGGAGCAGCAGCCGGAGAGCGGGGACGAGGCGGUGACCGUGCUGGAGGAUCUGGACAGAAAGAGAAAUGUAGUUUCAGCCUGUGCUCUGGAACAGGAAAUCCUUUUGCAGACAGUGACCCUUCAGACACUGGGUGAAGAAUCUUCAUACACAUGGGUUCAGCCCCCAGUGGUCCAGUUCAAGGGCAAAGGACCUGAACCCCAGGAAGGAGAUGGUGGUGUGAGGACUGACAACGUGAUGUUAGACGUGAAGCAGGAACUUUGUGAAGAAACAGAACCAUGUGGGAAGGGGUCUGAUGGACGGGAUGGAGCUUUGUCUCCGCACACCAAAUACACAGGGGACAGGGAGCCUGGUGGAAGUGUGGAAAUGGAGGACGGGGGUGCCCCUGGUAGAAAAGCCUACACCUGUGAAGAAUGCAGGAAAACCUUCACCUGGACAGGAGGCCUUCACAUUCACAGGAGGACCCACAUGGGAGAGAAACCGUACUCAUGCACAGAAUGCGGAAAGUCCUUCAUCAGACGUGCAGAGCUUAGCCAGCACCAGGGGCUUCACGGCAAGGAAAAGCCUUAUCACUGUCAAGAGUGUGGCAAAGGUUUCAGUCAGAAGGCAGGCCUCUUCCAACAUCUCAAAAUCCACAGUGGAGAAAAGCCAUAUCGAUGUAGUAAAUGUGGCCGGUGUUUUAGUCGGAGAUCAGUUCUUACAAAGCAUCAAAGCAUCCACACUGGAGAGAAAGAAUGUACGGACUGUGGAAAAGCAUUCUGCCGUAGUUCAGAUCUCACUGAGCAUCAGCGAUUCCACAAGGAGAAGCCUUAUGAAUGUAACGAGUGUGGGAAAACCUUCAGGCAACGUUCACAUCUGAUUGAGCAUCAGCGGAUUCACAGUGAAGAAAAACCCUAUGAAUGUAAAGUGUGUGGAAAAGCCUUCACUCAGUAUGCAGGACUUAACCAACACCAGAGAAUCCAUACUGGGGAGAAACCUUUUGAAUGUCCUGUGUGUGGACGAGCCUUUAGCCGGACCUCAGAACUCAUAAUACAUCACAGAAUCCACUCGGGGGAGAAACCCUAUGAGUGUGCUGAGUGUGGAAAAACCUUUAGCGUGAGCUCAACCCUGGUCAUACACCAAAGAAGCCACACUGGGGAGAAGCCCUAUAAAUGUGGUGAGUGUGGCGAAGCCUUCAGUCAGCGCUCAGGUCUUAAUAAGCACAGGUCAGGAGGGAAGCAUGGUAACCCCCCUGAGCCAGGAACAUAUAAGUGCGACGAGUGCGGGAAGACCUUUACUCGGUCGACUGGCCUGCGGAACCAUAAAAGAAUCCACACUGGGGAUAAAACCUACCAGUGCCCUGAGUGUGGGAAGGCCUUCACCAGGGGUGAGCAUCUUAUCGAACACCAGGCGAUUCACAACAAGGUGAAGCCAUAUCAGUGUAAAGAGUGUGGCAAAGCCUUCAGUCAGAAGACGGGUCUUAGUCACCAUGUCAGAAUCCACACGGGAGAGAAGCCUUUUCAGUGUCCGGAAUGUGGGCGCGCCUUCAGUUGGAAGUCAGAUCUCAAGAAACAUAAGAGAGUCCACUCCGAGGAGAAACCCUAUGCAUGUGAGGAGUGUGGGAAGGCCUACAGGCAGAGAGCCACGCUGCUCCAGCACCUGAGAGGCCACACAGAGCUGAGCCCCGGCGAUCCAGUGAGUGCGCUGAAGCCCAAGGCAGGAGCUCAGCCCCAACCCAGUACCAGAGAAUCCGCUGCACCAGACACCCUGCCCAGUCAUGAGGUGACAGCUGCCGGAGAAUCCACGAUUUCGUUUCUUAACUGAGAUAAAAUGCUUCUUGAACUUUAUUUAAUUUAAAGAAAUCCUGAGGCACCACAUUGGAAAGUUUUUAUAGGGGCUCCUGGGUGGCUCAGU
This is a messenger RNA of Hyaena hyaena (striped hyena), 2894 nucleotides long. RefSeq names its product zinc finger protein 2 homolog. NCBI's taxonomy places the organism in Eukaryota, Metazoa, Chordata, Mammalia, Carnivora, Hyaenidae. The coding region runs from base 519 to 2804 and encodes 761 amino acids. The transcript has 3 exons. The record is from RefSeq and is a predicted model, not a curated record.